Molecule: messenger RNA, 897 nt
Organism: Exophiala aquamarina CBS 119918
Lineage: Eukaryota; Fungi; Ascomycota; Eurotiomycetes; Chaetothyriales; Herpotrichiellaceae
Exons: 2
Coding region: 1-897 (298 amino acids)
Biological process (GO): proteasome localization; nuclear protein quality control by the ubiquitin-proteasome system
Cellular component (GO): nucleus
Source: RefSeq, a predicted model, not a curated record
AUGAAUAGCCUGGCAACCCCUCCUGUCCCUCCCCAUUUCCACGAGCAUACUCGACUCUCCCCCAGUCGAUCCAUGUCUUCAGCCAACCCCUCGAGAAAACGGAAGGCAUCUCCUUCUCCAGACCGAGACGAUGAAAUGACCACAUCUCCCGCCAUCUCAAAUGCCCGACUACCUAUACCACCAUCGUCAAGGAAGAAGAUUCGCCCAAACCUGACUGGACGGCCACUCUCGGUUGACCGACUACUCGAAACACUUGACAAAGACUCGCUUCGAUCGGUCCUGAAAUCACUAUGUGACCGAAACCCUGGACUUCGAGAUGAAAUCAUUCAAGUCAGCCCUCGACCAAGCAUCACUAGCACUCUACAAGUCCUUCGAGAAUAUCAUGAUCGAUUGCUGUCGUCGUUUCCCCUCGACCCCAAUCCAAGGUCCGAUUAUUCAUAUGACCGAGUUCGACCCCAAUGGAACGAACUGCUCGACGCCCUGACCGACUUCACUCCUCAUUUCUUGCCACCAAAUGAGCAGCAAUCAUCUCUUUCGUUGGAAUAUUUAGAUGCAGUUACACAAAUCAUUCACGACCUUCCCGAGUGGGAUACUGUGCAAUACAAUCUCGCCAAACAGAAUGCAUACCAAGAAAUAUCUCGAGCUUGGGCCACCGUCAUCAAAGAAGCAAGCAAGAGAGGAGGAGGUUUUCAAUUACAAUACAGCGGAUGGGAAGAGAAAUUGAGGGCCCACAAUGAAAAGAGUGGCAAUAGAAUGCGAGAAGCCUACGAAGCCCUGGCCGACGCCUUGGGCUGGCUACGCCCUUCACCUCCACCAGCACAGCAAAGCAUCCGUCAGCAAUUAUUUUCAGGUUCAUAUGGCAUGGAACAGCCCAUUAUCCGGACUGGCAACUGGUGA